GGCAUCUCUCUUAAUGGACCUGCGGAGGAUCCAAAGGUGGCAAAUUGGCUUUUGGAUCCAGGGGCUAAAGAAAGGAACCUUCACCAGCUUGUUGCCCAGCACCUACCUGAGGAGGCCCCCCUUCUGGAAGGUAAGUAUACAUAAUGGACCAUAAUUUGCCUUAUAAUCAUUAGGCAUUUUUUAUUGUCCUUAUUUUAGCAUCCUCGGCAAUUAGCAUUGUAGUAUUGACCUUUAGAAGAAAACGCUGCAAACCAUUGUAAACCACAUGGACGCCCUCUUUUCAUUUCAGGCAGUGGUGGUGGACUGGGUACUGGAGGCCUGGCACUAGCAUAUCAGUGUCAACAGAGUGGUCGAGUGAGGGCCUGUGUCGAGUCUGUCUUGGUUCUGUCGCUGAUGAACAAGUUACGGCCAUUGUUGGAAGCAGAGCACCUUCUGUCGGCAUUUACCAAGGUUUGUGUUCUAUGUUAUACAGUUCAUUUGCUAACAAGUACUGAGCUUUUUUUUUUUUAAAGCAGGAUUAAGAUAGCCCAAGGUAAGCACGAAAUUUGAAUCCAGAUCCGAACGUUUACAAAUUGACUAGCGAAUUCAGGCAGAUUUUUUCUGUCUACAAUUUGAUGUUUGGACGCUCUGCUGUGUCUAGUUAAAAUUGACAGGGAAAAUGCUUUUAAACAAAAGAAACAGGAAAUCGGAUUAAAAAUCGAACAACUGGGCCCUGGACGUUAUGAGCGCUACAGUAUUUUAGGUCUGUUUAAAGCAAGGACCUAGCCUCAAGUGAUCAAAAGGUGGAAAGUGCUACCCACUGGAAAAAUCGCCAUCCAGCUGAUAACGCAAUUGGUUUCCCUAAUAGUUUAACAGUGUAUGGUGAUUUGUCUGGUGGAUAGUUGUAUCCAUUUUUUGAACAAAUGGGUCAGGAUUACAAUGUUAGGUGCGAUUGUCACAACUAGAUCAGCUUUUACAGGGUGUCAAGAACGUACUAGCCUACGACUCAUUUUAACUAGCCCUCUAAAAAUUUUUGGCGAGAAGAAUUGAUAACAGUUCUUCAGUAAUUCGAAUUCCAUAAAAAACUUCACUUGCCCGUCGGGCAAUUUAAGAAUGGAAUUCACUAACCCCGAUAGCAAAAUCCACUAGCCCCUGGCUAUCGGACACGUCAUUAUUUGCACGCUGUUUGUAGUUAUUUUGGGUGUCCCUUAACUGUAUGUAUUUUUAGUUCUAUACCAUGUAUUUUUUCAAGUUGCUCAACUUACAGUUCAAAAUAAACGUUGUUGUUGUUGUUGUUAUUGUGACGAUCGUUUUCAAGCUUCUGACAAAAGACAGCGAUAAAUGGCUACCCGAUUGCGAAUGGCUCGUUUUCGUCGAUGUAAAUGUUGUUUAACCUGUUAUUUUUAAACCAGUAUCGUUGCGUCAAUUAUCACUGUAGGUAGAGAUGCCAUCUGUACUCUGCUUGGCUCGUAUGGAGUUAAACGGUGUCGGUUUUUCAGACGCAGAGAGCGAACGCCUCAAGAACAUCCUGCAAGCUAAACUGCGCACGCUCGAAGAGGAAGCAUACCGACUGGCCAAUCAUAGCUUCUCCUUGACCAGCCGUGAAGACGUAGCACAGGUACGAGGCAGAAGGUGAUAAAAUUACCUCAUUCUCUCUUUUUUCUACCCUUCGAAAUCUCCUGGAAUUUUGUAACUGUGUUGGGUGACUGUGGGUUGAACGGACCCUCAGUCUUUCUUAUUUUUGGCAUGGACUUGUCACUAAAAAUCGAUUGACAUCAUUGGAUAGAGCACUCUCUGCAAUUUCACUUAUUUGUUCAUAGAAGGGUCUAUUUAUACGUCAAUUAAAUGUUGUUGAUGUCUGCGGUUAUGAUUACAUCGACAGGAGUGCCGAAGAAGCUUUUUACAGCAAUCUGCUGCAAAUUCGUANCAUAGAAGGGUCUAUUUAUACGUCAAUUAAAUGUUGUUGAUGUCUGCGGUUAUGAUUACAUCGACAGGAGUGCCGAAGAAGCUUUUUACAGCAAUCUGCUGCAAAUUCGUAAAUGACAUAUUUUUCCAGAACAAACAUUUAAAGGCGUGAGGGUUAAUUCCUUUCCUAUAAAAACAUUUAAGAAGGCUUACACGUCCUGUAAGCUUUCUUUUGAACGUCAUCUGCAACAAUGUAUCUCGUGAAAAAGUUGGUUAUUGUUGAAUGUGUUUCGUUUACAGCUAGAUAUACAGAGGAGCAGUUUUAGAGGAUUUUCAUUUGUUAUUUCUAACACGUCCUUAAAGGGGCGGCUGUGUUAGGCUAUUUGCUUUGUAAAAGGCUAAAACUUUGUUUUCACAUCAGUUGAAUUUCAAAAAUAACGAGCAUAGGCAUUGAAACUGUUUGCUGUCGUCUGUUGCAACGGAUGACCAGGAUGGACAUGGAUUGAAACUUGGAUAAGUUUAGCCAACUUUACAAGUUUUUAUGCUAUUCCCGCAAUGUAACGGAUCAUUUUGUGUAUGAGUAAGAGCACUAAGUAAUGAUUUCAGCGCAGAAUUGACCUAAAACAGCAACAUGCAUGACAAAGCCCGUUUAACGACGGCAUUUACUAGUGAUUUAACCUUCCUUAACACGGCCAACAGGUGCUUUUUAUCGAACUCAAGCUACCACAUGAUGACGAUGUUCAGGCUACCAAGAGGAAGACCCUAGGCGUGACUCGGCGAGGUGCGUCACGCUCUACUAAGCACCUGAGCACUAACAAAGACGUUCUGGAACGAUUGAAGCCACUUCAUCCGCUUCCUGGGUUGAUAAUUGAAUGGCGCCGCGUCAACUCUGCUCUGACUAAGGUCGUGUUUCCGUUGCAGAAGGAGAAGUGCCGGAAUACAAGACUCAAUAUGCCAAGGAUUCAUUCCUUGAGUCAGACGCACACUGCCACGGGGCGAGUCACGUUUGCAGAGCCGAACUUGCAGAACGUCCCGAAAGAUUUUCAAAUCACUUUACCAACAACAAUUGCCGAGAGUCCCCCGCCUGGAGCGUGGGGCGAGAAUGCUUCCUCAAAACGAGGCCGCCGAGGAAAUCGACGGAGCACAAUAAAUGCGAGACCUGGGUCGAGUUCGACAGGGGUGGCAGCAAAUUAUGCAGUGAGCAUGAGAAACGCUUUUGUGUCAUUUAAAAAUGGCGUUCUCUUUGCCGCCGAUUAUUCGCAGCUAGAAUUGAGGUUAAUCGCCCAUCUUGCAAAAGAUGAACGCCUGCAAAGAAUUCUUAACGGGGGAGGCGACGUGUUCAGAAUGAUCGCGGGCGAACUUUAUCGAGUACCUGCGGAGUCAAUUAAGCAAGACCAACGUCAGCACGCCAAACAAGUUUGUUAUGGUAUAAUUUACGGAAUUGGCGCCAAAGCUCUCGGCGAGCAGCUUGGUCUUGCUGAGGAGGAAGCCGCAUUAUUUAUUGCCAAGUUCACUUCCCGUUAUGUAGGGUUGAAGAGGUACCUGAAAGAAACAGUUGAGCAGUGUAAAGUACAAGGUUUUGUCAGGACAGUGACCGGAAGGAAAAGAUUCCUUCCGGCUAUAAAUUCACCAAACCCGCAU
Molecule: messenger RNA, 3525 nt
Organism: Porites evermanni
Lineage: Eukaryota; Metazoa; Cnidaria; Anthozoa; Scleractinia; Poritidae
Source: the annotation of a GenBank genome assembly